AUGGAGGACCACAUGACAGGGCACGAAAAGGAGAAGCGGUAUGAAUGCGACGUAUGUGGCAAGGCCUGGCGGUGCCCGAGCCUUCUAGAGAUCCACCGGCGGGUGCACACGGGAGAACGCCCCUUUGACUGCUACGACUGCGGCAAGACCUUUACCCAAUUGUCGGCGCUACAGCCCUAUGUGUGCUUCACCUGCGGCAAGAGCUUUGCCCAGUUGUCGGGGCUGCAGGUGCACCAGCGCGUUCAUUCGUGCGAGAAGCCCUAUGGUUGCUUCACCUGCGGCAAGAGCUUUACCAGUUUGUCGGUGCUGCAGGUGCACCAGCAGGUGCACACAGGAGAACGUCCCUUUGAAUGCUCUCACUGCUGCAAGCGCUUCAAUACGGCGCAGUAUCUGAAGAUACACCGACGAGUGCACACGGGCGAGAAGCCCCAUGGCUGCUCCACCUGCGGGAAGAGCUUUGCCCAGUUGUCGGGACUGCAGGAGCACCGGUGGGUACACAUGGGCGAUAAGCCCCAUGGCUGCUCCACCUGUGGCAAGAGCUUUGCCCGGGUGUGGAGGCUGUGGGAGCACCGGCGGGUGCACAGCAGCGAGCGGCCCUUCUCCUGCUCUGACUGCGGCAAAGGCUUCAAGUCGUGCAAGCACCUGAAGGUGCACAGGCGCCUGCGCACCGGGGAGCGGCCCUACACCUGCAGCGACUGUGGCAAGGGCUUCACCCAUUCCAGCAACCUGCUGUCCCACACCGGGGAGCGCCCCUUCAUUUGCACCCAGUGCAGCAAGGGCUUCACCCAGUCCAGCAGCCUGCUGUCCCACCAGCGCACCCACACCGGGGAGCGCCCCUUCACCUGCAGCGACUGCGGCAAGGGCUUCAUCUGCUCCAACAGGCUGCUGUCCCACCAGCAGGUGCACGACAGCGACGGUCCCUUCCCCAGCCCGGUGUGUGGAGAGCGCUUUUCCAUGGCCUCCCAUGCCUUGUCUCACCAGCGCGUGCACACCAGUGGCCAGCCCUACGACUGCCCGUACUGUGGUGAGUCGUUGGACAGCUCACAGCGGUUGCGGCAGCACCGGAGGGCUCACGUCGUCGAGCAGCAGCUCCCACUGCGGCAGGAGUUUCAAGAGAGCACGGGGGCUGCGGGAGAACCAGCGGAUACACACCAGAGAGAGACCCUUUGAGUGCGCUGAAUGUGGCGAGGGUUUCACCCGCAUGUCCAGCCUGUGGCAGCACCAGUGUGCCCACAGCGGUGAGCGUCCCUUCCCCUGCCCGUCCUGUGGUAAAGGCUUCACCCGCCUUGACCACCUGCUGGAGCACCGGCGAGUCCACACUGGCCAGCGCCCCUUCACCUGCCCGCUCCUCCCGGCUGCUGGCACACCGCGAUGUGGAUAGGCACUGUUUAGGUAGUCACAAAAUGCUGGAAGGAAUGGGUGAUGUUUCAGGCCCAAAAAAAAUCAAUUUCUUUCUCCCCAGAGAUUCCUGACCCGCUGAGUUACUCCAGCACUCUGAUAAAUGUCACCCAUCCAUGUUCUCCACAGAUGCUGCCUGACCCUCUGAGUUACUCCAGCACUCUGUGAAACGUCACCUAUCCAUGGUCUCCACAGAAGCUGCCUGACCCGCCAAGUUACUGUAGCACUUCUUGUUCGAGUCAUACAGUGCGGAUACAGGCCCUUCCGCCCAACUGGUCCACAACUACCAACAUGUCCCAGCAACACUAGUCCCACCUCCCUGCGUUUGCUCCAUAUCCCUCCAAACAUUUCCUAUCCAUGUACCUGUCUAACUGUUUCUUAAACUUUGCGAUAGUCCCAGCCUCAACUACGUCCUCUGGCAGCUUGCUCCAUACACCCAGCACCCUUUGUGUGACAAGGUUACCUGGCUGAUUUCUAUUCAAUCUUUUCCCCUUCACCUUGAACCCACGUCCUCUGGUACUCGAUUCCCACACUCUUGCAAGAGAUUGUGUGCAUCUAACUAAGUUCUGUUCGAUAAAAUAUUCCGGCAUCUGUAGUAUCUUGUGUCUCCCUCACCUAUAUCCACCUAUCACUUCUGAAUAAGAGUCUCAAC
Messenger RNA from Leucoraja erinaceus (little skate), 2050 nucleotides. Its product is annotated as zinc finger protein 135-like. The record is from RefSeq and is a predicted model, not a curated record. NCBI's taxonomy places the organism in Eukaryota, Metazoa, Chordata, Chondrichthyes, Rajiformes, Rajidae. Gene Ontology annotation, molecular function: RNA polymerase II cis-regulatory region sequence-specific DNA binding; DNA-binding transcription factor activity, RNA polymerase II-specific. The transcript is spliced from 2 exons. Gene Ontology annotation, biological process: regulation of DNA-templated transcription. Bases 1 to 1170 code for a protein of 389 amino acids.